AUGGACAGGAAAGAGCAGGAGGUGCUGCAGUACCGGACUUGGUGUCGAGAGUUGGAGCAGCAAGUGGAAGCAGGAGGGGUGAGUGUGCAGGGAUCCCUCCCAGGCAGGUGGGAAGCCACAGAAGACCACAGCCUGGAGAAAGCACUGCUUCAGGUGGAAGAGGAGCAGCAAAGGUGUGAGAAUCUGGCCGAAGUGAACAGUCUCCUGCGGGAGCGCCUCGAUAAAGCGAAUGAGGUCAAUUCAGCCCUUAAAGAAGAUGUUGGAAAGCUGACGGCGGAUUGGAUGAGGGCCCGGGAGGAGCUGGAAUUGAAGGAGAGUGAAUGGCGCAAUGAACGUGAGCUUUAUGAAAACUACUUAAAGGGUGAACAUAACCGCCUGCUCAGCCUGUGGCGUCAGGUGGUAACCUUCCGCCGUCAUUUCCUGGAAAUGAAGACUGCCACUGACCGAGAUUUGUCAGAGCUGAAGGCAGAGCAAAUGAGGCUUUCUGGAUCUGUACUUGUGAACUGCUCCCGUCUAAAGUCUGGUGUCCAGCGCUGGGAUUGCAUCACUUUGGGUAGACCUGUCCCGAAGGAUGAGGCCCAGCAGCAAGCGGAACACGAAAUAAGCCAGACGACGCAGGAAGUGAUGUGCUUACAAGUCAAGGGGGACCUGGAGAAGAAGGAGCUUCAAGACAGGGUGAUGGAGCUCUCAGCCUUGCUUGCACAGUCUCAGAAGCAGAACGAGGAGAAGGAGAAGACCAUGAAAGCACUUAAUGACACUGUGGAGAUUCUAGAAGCAAGUUGGUUAGAGAAAGAAUAUGAAGCUUCGCUGACUAAAAGUGCCAAAGAAGAGAAUGUUUCUCUCCAAAAGCUGAUAAAAGAUAUAACCGAGGUGGUGUUAGAUGACAGUGCCAGCACGGUCAGCAUUAUCUGCACUGACAGUUCCCGGCACGCAGAGUCUAGCAACAUCCUCUCUUGUCUGAGCUCCCUUGAUGCAGAGCAUGCCUUUGUAGUGGUUCAGGAAGCACUGGCAAGGAGGCGAGGAGCAACACAGGCCCUAAGAGAAGAGCUUUCUGCCAGGCAGGACUCCAUCCAUUUCCUGCAGCACCAGCACAGGCAGCAGGAAGAGAAGUGCAGGAACCUGCAGCAAAGGCUCGAGCAACUGGAGGAGGAAUGCAAGACAUCCAGCAGCCACCUGCAGCACCUCCGGUCUCUGGUAGAAGCACUCAGAAGUGACUGUGCAAACCUCGAGAAAACCAGGGAAGAGCUACAGCAACAGCUUGAAGUAACGGAGCAAGAAGCCUCGCGUCUGCGUCAAAGUAACGCUGAAUUGCAGCUGAAGGAAGAUUCAGCCCAGGGGGAAAAGGCGGAGCAGCAACAGACGAUGGAGAGAGCGCGUCGUGACCAGGAGCUCCUACUGAAGGACUUGGCUGCACUGGAAGGAAAACAUUCAUUGUUACAGAGCGAGUUGGUAGUCGCGAGAGAGGCGCUGGAGGAAUCGCACCUUCAGAGGGAUCUGCUGGAGCAAGAGAAACAGGAGCUUUCCACGGCACUGGAGAAGGCAGAGCAGUCGGUAGCAGAGUUGACGGGGGCUCAGAAUAAGCUGACUGCUGAAAUAGCUGAUCUCCGUGGUGCAGCAGCGAACGUGGGCAGCAUCAACGAAGCCCUCGCAUUGGAUAAAGUGCAACUGAACAAACUUGUGCUGCAGCUGGAGCAAGAGAAUGAAGUUCUGUCGGGUAAAGUGGACGAGAUGGAGAGAGCAAAGAUCUGUGACCAGGAGAAGCUGAACUUGUGUGAAAGAACAAAUGAAGAGCUCUGCGCAGAGAAAGCCCACCUGGAGCAGCUGCUGAAGAAAGCAGAGGAGCAACAGGAGGGGCUGCGGGUAGAGCUGACGAUACUGGCAGAGGAGAAGGAAGAAACCCAAGAGAAACUCAGUCAGGUUUACCGCCAGCAAGAGUGGGCUAGCAGUGGUCUGGAGCAGUUGCGCCAGGAGUCCUCUCGCCAAGGGCACGCGCUGGCCAAGGUGUCCAAAGAGAAGGAAUUGCUGGUGCAUGAGAAGGCUGCCCUAGAGGUGCGACUGGCAGCCAUGGAGCGGGACCGACAAGGCCUUUCAGAGCAGCUGGCAGAGGCCAGGUCAGUGAAGGAGACCAUGGAAUCCAGCCUGUUUGAGGCUCAGCAGCGUUUAUCUCAGCUGGAGAUCAGCAGGAGUCAGCUUGAAAUCCAACUUCACGCAGUCAUGCAGGCCAAGGAGGUGAUACAAGGGGAAGUGAAGUGCCUUCAGUGUGAGCUGGAAGCGGAGAGAUCCCUCAUGAAGCAGGAAUGGGAAAACAUGGCGCAACAGCUCUUGCGGACAGAACAGCAGUAUAACAGUACCCUCAAACUUCAGGAAACUGAUCAUGAAGUGGAAAUAAACAAGCUCCUGCAAGACCUGGCAAGCGAGCGUGAAGGGCACCAUUCAGAGCUGCAGGAGAUGCUGGACAGAUGGGAAAAGGAGAAGGCAGAGACCGAAGGGGAGCACGAGAAGAAGCUGUUAGAUAUGAAGCAGAAAGUUGCUACCAUGCAAGCUCAACAAGAGGAGGAACGAACCAGAGUCGAAAAUGCCACGCAAGAAGUCCUGCUAGAAAAGGAGAGUGAGAAGGAUGCUCUCUUAGAGAUGCUACUCCAAACUCAAGGAGAGCUAAGAGAAGCCUGCCAGCAGCUAGAGCAGCUCAGGCAGGGGAUGAAAGAGCAGCAAGAUAAUGGGCAGAACAUCACAGAAAAGCUGCAAGCAGAGCUGCAGGAAACUCAGCGUAAGAUCAAGGCAGUGGAGAAUAGGCACAAAGAAGAAAUCAAAACCAUCAAAGAGGAAAUGAAUAUCCUUCUUCAGCAGAGGGAUGGUCUACAAAAACAGGUGGAAGAGUUGACAUCUCAGCUAGCAGCCUCUGAAGAGUCUCUAAAGAAGGAAGCUAUGACUCUACAUCAAGAAGUGGCGUCUUUGGAAAGGAAACUCGAGAGCACGGAGAAGCAAAGAAAGGAUGUCCUGCAUGAACGGGACAGACUGCAAGCAGUUAAAGAAAAACUGGUAUGGGAGAUCAAACUUCUUCAGGAUUCAGUCACAGCCUCUGAAACCCGAGCAAAUACAGCAACAGAUAUGAAUCACUCCCUUGAACAAGAACUCCAAACUACACUGUCUCUUUUAAAAAUUAAAAAUGAGGUGUUGGAAACGCAGUGGGAGAAAAUCCAGAUGCUACAGAAAGAGGCAGCAGAGGUAAAAGCUUUGCAGGAGAAUCUCACUCGUAUGACUGCCAUCCUGUCAGAGAGGGAGGGAGAAGUCAAGUUACACCAGGAACAGAUGAGAAUGCUGGAUAAGCACGAAAAAAACCAAAGGAUUGCUGUCAGCAAGAUGAGCAAAGAGCUGGAAGAGAGGGACCAGGAGAUCAGAUCCCAGCAAGAACUGAUAUCGGAGCUGGAGAAGCAGCGAGAAAUGCAGAGGGCUGCCGUGAGCACGAUGAGCAAAGAGCUGGAGGAGAGAGACCAGGAGAUCAGAUCCCAGCAAGAACUGAUAUCGGAGCUGGAGAAGCAGCGAGAAAUGCAGAGGGCUGCCGUGAGCAAGAUGAGCAAAGAGCUGGAGGAGAGAGACCAGGAGAUCAGAUCCCAGCAAGAACUGAUAUCGGAGCUGGAGAAGCAGCGAGAAAUGCAGAGGGCUGCUGUGAGCAAGAUGAGCAAAGAGCUGGAGGAGAGAGACCAGGAGAUCAAAUUCCAGGAGGGGAAAAUAAUGAUUCUAGAACAACACGGUGCAUCACAAGUGAGAAAUCUGCUCAUGGAUCUUGAUCAUAUGAAAGGAAGCUUGAAGGAGAAAAACGUAGAGCUUAUGUCUCAGACUCAGCAGAUCCGGGAACUAGAAAAGGAGAGAGAAGAGGUGAAAUCUCUGCACGCAAGCCUUGAACACCUGAGGGCAGUUCUUAAGGUCAGAGAGAGUGAGUGCGAUUCUCAAAGGGAUCAGUUAAAGCUCUUCCAGCAGUACAAGGAAGAGCAAGAGGGGCACCUGCAAGAGCUUCAUGGUAAAGUAGAAAAGAUGGCACUUUCUUUAUCUAAAAAAGAUCAAGAGCUUGAGUCACAACAAAAGCAAAUGCAGGAAGCUGAAGAAGUCAUGGAAAUGCAGUUAAGGGCUGUCCGUGACCAACUGGAGCAGACCUUAGAAACCUUAAAAGAAAAGGACAGACUCAUAGAUAUGCAAAAGCAAGAAACACGGAACUAUGAGGAGAAAACAGAGGAACGGAUGAACGUCUUACGUAGAGACUUAGAAUACACUAAGGCAAUACUGGAAGAAAAGGAUUUCGUGAUUGAAUCUCAGAAGGAAGUGAUUGAGACCUUCCAAAAACAAGAACAAGACUCUGAACGGCAGAAGGAAACUCUGCAGCAUCUUCAAGUGGCACUAAAGGAACAAGAGCAAGAAAUGUUAUCCCUUAGAAAGCAACAUGAGGCAUGCAAGGAAAAGGAGGAAGAGCAUGAAGCUGAGCAAACAAAUCUUCAAGCAACAAAACGGACUCUGAAAGAAAGAGAAGAAAAGAUAGAGGUUCUGGAGGAGGCUAUCUCUAAGCUUCAACAGCAAAAGGAGGAGGCAGCGAUGCAGACUAAAGCCAUACUGCAAAAACUAGAAUAUGCUGAAUCUUCUCUAGAAGCUAGAGAUCAAGAGGUAGCGUCUUUGCAAGAGCACGUCCAGGACCUUCAAGCGCAGAAGGAGUUAGAAGGCAAGCAGGCCAAGAGUCUACAGCAGGAUCUAGAGAAGAUGAGCCAAACAGUGAAGAAGAACCAUUUGGAGUUCCUCAGGCAGACAGAGCAAAUGAACACGUUCCAGCUUCGUGAAGAAAGCAUGAAAGUAGCACUAGCAUCGUGCCAGAAGCAAGUGAAACUGCUUGAGGAAGUGGUGAGGAAGAGAGGUGAAGACAAUGAAACUCUUCUGCAAAAACUCCAGCGCCAAGAAGAAGACCUGAAGACCUUGCAGAAUCUCCAGCUUAGGCUAACCAAGAAGAAUGAAGAGGUUAGACACCACAGCGAGCAAGAGAAGCUCCUGGAAGAAGCCUUGCCUGAGAGGGAACGAGAGACCAAGGCUCAAGGUGAGCAAAAAGAGUUAGAAGAGGAAAUAAGAGGUCUUCGGGAAGAUCUCCAGCAUGUUCAGCAGACUCUGUCAAAGAAGGAUGAAGAGAUCAAGUACCAGAGAGAGAGAGUCGGGUAUUUAGAGAAGAGCCUGACAGGGAGAGAAGAAGAGCUUAGGAGGCAGAGUCAACUCCUGCAAGAAUUAACAUCAGCUUUGCGAUGGAAGGAUGGAGGGGACCCCCUACAGAAGCUCCAAAAAUGGGAGGGAGAGGAAGCGGAGAAGAGGAAAGGUCUCCAGGAGAGAGGCUGUCUCUUGAAAAGGCAGAAGGAGCUAACGCAACAAUUGGAAGAUGAGAGAAAAGCAAAGGGGGAAGAACUGGAGCGCGUGAUUGCUAUUUUGAAGCAGAAUGAAAGCGGAGAAGACAAAUGGAAAGAGAAGGCACGAGCACUGACUCUUGCCCUUACCAAGAGUGAAAUGGCCAGUGAGACCCUGAGGGAAGAAAUAGCUAUCCUGCGGAGUAUGGUUUCAGAGAGGGACAAGGACCGGUUUCAUCUUCAGCAGGCUAUUGCAGAAGGCGAGCAGCUAUCCUGGCUCUCAGAGAAGAGACUCCUGUCGCAGCGGCUGGAAUGUCUGCAGCGAGAUGUUGCAAGGCUGGAGCAGGAGAAGACGGAGUUGAAGCAACUCAAUGCUGAGCUCAGGCGGACUCUUGAGCAGGUGGAACGUGAACGGAGGAGGCUGAAGAGAGCUUAUGGUGGUCGGUCGCUGCCAGAUGCAUGCGGAUUUUCUCUCUCCCAGUCUGACCAGCACAAGAUGCCUGCUUCUAGACAGGAGGAGUCUCAUGAUCACUGCAGUCAUCGAUUAGCUGAGUUACAGGACCAGGUGUCCCUUCUGCAGACGCAGCUGGCACGAGAACGAAAAUACAAGCAGGACUAUAUUGAGUGCUGCGCAAAGACCAGCCAGGAGCUGUCAGACCUUCACCAAGAGCUCUCUUAUUCCUUAGCAGCCGUGGUCAGGGAGCCCGAAGCUGCUGUGCUGGAGGCAGAGACCCGGCAGCUGGAUCGGUCUCUGAACCUUAACUUGGCACUGAUACCUCCGGACCAUCAGUCUCCUGAGAGACAGCCGUUGCAUUCAACAGCCAGAUCUGCCAGAAGCGAUGACCUGAGGUAA
This is a messenger RNA of Nipponia nippon (crested ibis), 6222 nucleotides long. Lineage: Eukaryota; Metazoa; Chordata; Aves; Pelecaniformes; Threskiornithidae. The record is from RefSeq and is a predicted model, not a curated record.